UUACAAUCAUUGUCAUUCUUUUCAAAUAGACUUUUGUUUUAAAAAUGUCGAUACAGAAUACGACAACAACAGCCACCACCAUAACGAACAGUGAAAAUGACCAAUCAAUGUCUUCAUCAUCAUCAUCUUCAUCAUCAUCAAUGUCGAAUAAUAAAACAAAUUUAAUUAUUAAUUAUCUUCCGCAAACUAUGACAGAUGAAAAUUUUCGUGUCAUGUUUGCUAAAUAUGGUGAUAUAAGAUCAGCACGAAUUAUACGGAAUAAAAAUUCCGGCUAUUCAUAUGGAUUUGGUUUCGUCGAAUAUUUUCGUCAAGAAGAUGCAGAAAUGGCCAUUAAAAAUCUAAAUGGCAUUGUUAUUAAUAAUAAAAAGAUUAAAGUAUCAUAUGCACGGCCCUCAAGUGAUGAUAUAAAAAAUGCCAACAUUUAUGUCACCAAUUUGCCUUCGACAUUUACCGAAAAUGAUGUUAGAGAACUGUUUGCCGAAUGUGGCGAUAUUAUACAAUGUCGAUUGAUUGGCAAUCGAAGUGGUACGGCUUUUAUUUUGUUCAAUCUCCAUGAACAGGCCCGGCAAGCUAUCGAUCAAUUUGAUUGUAAAUUGGUGCCCGGUACUAAUUGUCGAAUGAAAGUUAAAUUUGCCACCAAUGAGCCAAACAAAAAGAUGACGAUCAAAGAUGAACCAAACAGUUUUAAUAAUAAUAACAAUAAUAUAAACCUCACACCACCGACAGCAAAACAUCAAAAACGUUAUCAUAAUCAAUCUAACAAUAAUAAUAAUUUUAACAAUUCAGCCAAUCAGCGAUUAUCAUCCGGCCCUAUACGCAAUACAUCGCAUCAUAAUCGUUAUAAUCCAUUAGCACAAUUCCAUGUACAACAGGCACCAAUGCUAGAUGAUCCAUCAAUGUUAUAUUCCGAUCGUAAUCACCACCAUCAUCAUCAUUCAUCACAUCAUCAUAAUCCAUAUGGUACGAUGAAAAUGGUUGGAGAUUCACAAUUUUUCACCACAAACAAUGCCGAUCUUUUUGCUUCAGCCGGUAACGGUGGCAGUUAUAAUGGAAAUCAGCUUGAUCCCACAAGCAGCAGUAGUGGUGGAUCGAAUGAAUAUAUUCUUUUUGUUUAUAAUAUCGGACCUGAAACAGAUGAAUAUAAUUUGGGCAAAUUAUUCUCUUAUUAUGGCCAAGUUUUAAGAGUUAAUGUUAUACGUAAAGGUGGACCACAAAAUACUGGAGAGGGUAAAGGUUAUGUAUGUGUUGGUGUCAUGAACAAAUUAAUAUCCAGGUUAUCAUCUGAUGAAAAAUCUGAUACACAAAAAAUUGAACAACGUUUUCGGGAAUUUUGUUUAGAAACGAAAAAAGCUGAAAACCGUUUUUGUUAUUACAUUGGUGGCUUAGAAGAAUCGGCAACCAAAAUACUUGGUGAAAUGUCCAAACCAUUGAGUUGGGGUAUGCCAGCGGAAAAAAUUUGUGAAAAAUUACAGAAAAAAGAUUCACAAAUCUGUGAUCUCCGUUAUGAGAAGAUAAUCGAUUUGAAAACGGUCGAUCUGAAAAAAUUGAAAGUAAAAGAUUUGAAAAAAAUUCUAUCUGAUUGGGAUGAAACCUGUGAUGGAUGUAUAGAAAAAACCGAAUUCAUUUCCCGUAUUGAACAGCUCAAGUCUAAAUAUUUACAUGAAGAUUUAUAGAAUGUAUUUUGUAAAAUUGAUUUAGUAGAUUUAUUUUAAAAAUAAAUUUAAUUUAUCCAAUCAAUUCCCAUUUGAUUAACAUGCAUACACAAUGAAAAAAAAAUCAUCUUUUUUACACCAAAUUCGUCAAAAAUACACACACACACACACACACACGCACUUACAUCGAGAUGAUAAUGUAAAUAAUUUUUACAUUUUUCCAAUUAUAAUUUGUAUUGAUAAUUGUUUGUAUACAAUAAACAAAAGGAAGUGAUGAAAAAAUUGAAAA
Messenger RNA from Dermatophagoides farinae (American house dust mite), 1941 nucleotides. RefSeq names its product mesencephalic astrocyte-derived neurotrophic factor (gene Manf). Gene Ontology annotation, biological process: neuron projection development; dopaminergic neuron differentiation. The record is from RefSeq and is a predicted model, not a curated record. Gene Ontology annotation, molecular function: calcium ion binding; RNA binding. Lineage: Eukaryota; Metazoa; Arthropoda; Arachnida; Sarcoptiformes; Pyroglyphidae. Gene Ontology annotation, cellular component: ribonucleoprotein complex; endoplasmic reticulum.